UAUCUCAUCUCAACUCAAUAAUAAUAUUUACUAUAUUGCUUCUUCUAGAGUUCUUAUACUCUUGUCAUUCAUUCAGAUUUUGUUUAUUACUCCUUCAGUUACUAAAUCCACUUUGUCUUUAUAUAUCUACUCUCUUCCUUUAACCCUUCAUUUUUUAAUCCUUAUAAUUGGAACAAAAAAAUUUCAUAUUCUUUUGAUUCAGUUUCUCACCACUAUUACAAAUUUUCUCCUCCAAAAAAUGGGGUUUGAUCAUCAUGUCAUUUGCAUUUCUCUUUUCUUUUUGGUAAUUUCAAGCUGGAUCCUGCAAGGGUUAGUUACUGAAGGUAGAAAGAUUCACAAACAAAGUGGUUUUCAACAGACAGUAAGUGAGGAGAAGAUGAUAUUGAGGGCACAAAUAGGGUCAAGACCUCCAAAAUGUGAUAGAAGGUGUAGGUCAUGUGGACACUGUGAGGCUAUUCAGGUGCCUACAAAUCCUCAAGUGCAGAAUGUAAAGAUAAACUCUUCAAAGUUCUCUUCAAUUGCUUAUUCUAGAGGAAAUUAUAAUUCCAAUUACAAGCCCAUGAGUUGGAAAUGCAAAUGUGGGAACCUCAUUUUCAACCCCUGAAAAUAAUUAUUUUAUUUUAUAGCACUUUAGUUCUUCUAUAUAUAUAUAUAUAAUCAAGUAUAGCAAUUUGUCAAUUUUGUAUAUGAUUAAUUGAUUAUACACCUUAAUUUUUGUGUGGGGGAUAGCCAUUUUUGUUUUACCUUUUAAUCUCCUCAAUGUGUGAG
Medicago truncatula (barrel medic) is the source of this 768-nucleotide messenger RNA. Its product is annotated as EPIDERMAL PATTERNING FACTOR-like protein 2. Gene Ontology annotation, biological process: guard cell differentiation; stomatal complex development. The coding region runs from base 239 to 604 and encodes 121 amino acids. Lineage: Eukaryota; Viridiplantae; Streptophyta; Magnoliopsida; Fabales; Fabaceae. The record is from RefSeq and is a predicted model, not a curated record. The transcript has 3 exons.